AUGUUGGAAGUGACCACACAUCUGACAAGGGCCGGUUAUAUCACAGAACAAAUGCAACCUGAGAGUUUGGUUAUUCAAAUUGCACCACAAACUUUAUCAUUCAAAAAAUUUUAUGUUACUAUUAAUCUUUUCCCAUUUUUAUUUUCUGCAUUUCAUGACACUCAAAGAAGGAAUGAAUAUCAAAAUAAAUGUAGAAUUCAAAUUCGUGAAACGUAUUCCAUUGAUGUUUGGCCUAUUAGUAAUGUUGCAGAUGUCAAAGAACAUCGUACUUUAGAAGGACGAUUAACAAUUGCGCGUGAAAUUGUUAGAGCUACCGAUUUGAAGAUUCUUGUGUUAUGGCAGACACAAGGGAUAAUAUUUUUUGAAGUUAUAUUCGCCUUGACCAUUCCGAUUUUUAUCAUAGCGUGA
Entrophospora sp. SA101 is the source of this 408-nucleotide messenger RNA. Lineage: Eukaryota; Fungi; Glomeromycota; Glomeromycetes; Entrophosporales; Entrophosporaceae. The record is from the annotation of a GenBank genome assembly.